AUUUCAUAAUAAUAUUCGAUAUUCUGCCCAAAUUUUUGAAUUGGUUCACAAAGUUAAAGAGAAUACGGUUUCCACAUAUUUACAAAAAAUAUGUUAAAAAGCAUAAUAUAGCGAUGACAACACAGUAUAAGAGAUUUACGAAGCUGAUAGCAAAGUGGCCUUUGGAUACUUCUAAGGGUGAAAGAGACCUCGGUAAACUUAUACGGGAUAAGGUUAAAAGCGCUUUUGAGUCUCCCGCCAACCAGGCUUUGGAUUCUGAAGUUUGCACCCAACAAUACGCCUCUUUGAACAAACUAGCAGAUAAUUACUACAAAAACAAAUACAAGAGAACAAGGCACAGUUCGGCGACUGGCCUGAACUCUGAAGAGUGUAACCUCGUUUUAUCGAAUGAAGUUCUAGAUUACUUAAAAGAAGAAAACAAAGGAUUCUUCCAAAAAAUCUUUAACAAAGAAUCAAAAUGAUACGAAGAUUUCAAUGCCUGCAAUCACACACCUGUUAUGCUUGAUGAAGUAAUUAAAUACCUAAAACCAGCAGACAAUGAAGUUUAUAUUGACAUGACAUUUGGAGCGGGAGGCCAUUCCACGAAAAUUUUGAAAUCUGCCAAUUGUAAAUUGAUCACAUUAGAUAGGGAUCCCAAUGCUUAUGAACGGGCCCAAAAACUAGCGGAGAAAUAUCCAAAUAGAGUGGUGCCACUUCUAGGUAGAUUUAGUGAGCUUCCCCAUCUAUUGAAGGACAAUGGCAUUAAGCAAUCAUCAAUUGAUGGUAUAUUAUUUGAUUUUGGAUGUUCAUCAAUGCAAUUGGACAAUGGAGAACGAGGAUUUUCUAUUAGCAAGAAUGGUCUGUUAGACAUGAGGAUGGACGCAGGACGAGAUCCAAACCAAAUAACUGCAAGGGAAGUACUAGCUACAGCCAAUGAGAAUGAACUGUACAAAAUAUUCAAAAUAUAUGGCGAAGAAAAGAAAGCUGCCAAAAUCGCGCAAACUAUCAUCCAAGCUAGAUAUAUGAUCAAGAACAUAGAUACGACUCAUGAAUUAGUAGAUAUUGUAGACUCUUGCUGUCCUAAUGAAUUCCGAUUGGAUAAACUACAACGUCCACAAUCAAACGCCACAAAGGUCUUUCAAGCUUUACGAAUUUUCGUAAAUAAUGAACUCAAUGAACUGAACUAUGGCAUGGUAUUAGCUAAGUAUUAUUUGAAACUGAACGGCCGGCUUAUCACCAUUUGCUUUCAUUCCCUUGAAGAUACUAUAGUUAAGCGACACAUUGCUGGUAAUAUAGUAAAUGAAACAGCUAAUCCAGUGCCAUUGAGGUACUUAAACCCUAUGCUAGUUCAAGAUCAAGAGACGAUAAAUAAUUUCCUAGAUACUCCAUGGAAAGCGUUAAAUAAACAUGUAGAUGUACCAACAGAGGAGGAAGUAGACAGGAAUCCAAGGAGUCGGAGUGCCAGAUUGAGAGCUGCAAUAAAAAUCAAGUAGUGUAUUGUUUUGUAGAUAAUAGUGUAGUAAAUGUUGAAAUAUGA
Messenger RNA from Colias croceus (clouded yellow), 1516 nucleotides. Its product is annotated as probable methyltransferase-like protein 15 homolog. The transcript is spliced from 3 exons. Lineage: Eukaryota; Metazoa; Arthropoda; Insecta; Lepidoptera; Pieridae. Gene Ontology annotation, biological process: rRNA base methylation; mitochondrial respiratory chain complex III assembly. Gene Ontology annotation, molecular function: rRNA (cytosine-N4-)-methyltransferase activity. The record is from RefSeq and is a predicted model, not a curated record.